AUGGACUUGUCUAGCAUGAUCCGGCCGACGCUUCACCGGAUCACGUCCACCUUCGCUUCCACCAACAGCUACGGCGGAUUCAUCUCCCGCGUGCUCAGCUUCACCGGCUCCUUCAACGACCGGACCAGCCUGCUGCAGGAGCACGACGUCGAGCUCUGGCGCCCCACGCAGACGGAGGAGGCCGCCGCCGCUCCUCCUCCUCCGCCGGCAGCACCAGAAGCGGCGGCGCCUGCUGCACCGGCCACGACGACCGCGGCCAGCCACCCGUUCGACAUCGAGGCGGGGACAACGACGCCGCUGGCCCCCACCGCCCCCGAAGGACCGGCGGAGGGCCAGGAGGAGCCGGCUGCCACCGAGGUUGACGCGGAGUCGAGGCGCGUGGGCAAGAGCGUCCAGACCGUCUGCCUCUUCGCCGCGUCCGCCUCGCUCGUGCUGUUCGCCAACCUCCCUUCCAGCAACAAGCAGCAGCCCGGCGCCGCGCUGCCGCCGGCGACGUCGGCGUCGGGGCAGGGGCAGCACCCUCUGCUGUACUGCGCCGACAUGGCGUUCAUCAGCCUCGGCUUCUUCUCGAGCCUGGGCCUGUCCAUGUUCUCGAUCGUGGCGAGGCCCGGCGGCGAGGCGGCGGUGGCCAGGGUGCAGAAGUGGGGGAUGGUGGUGGCCGUGGCGUCCGUGGUCGUGGCCUUCUCGCUGCGCGUGUGCAUGAUGCCCGCUGCCGCUGCGUAG
Molecule: messenger RNA, 723 nt
Organism: Miscanthus lutarioriparius
Lineage: Eukaryota; Viridiplantae; Streptophyta; Magnoliopsida; Poales; Poaceae
Source: the annotation of a GenBank genome assembly